GUUGAAGUAAAUUCUGUUAAAGCAAGUGCAGACAAAGUAGUUUGUUGCGAGUUCUCAUCAGAUGGAAAAUUACUUGCCAGUGGUGGACAUGAUAAAAAGGUGGUAUUGUGGGAUACAGAAAGAGAAAAGCUAAAGCCGAAGACCAUCCUUAAAGAACAUUCAUCACUGAUUACAGAUGUUCGUUUUAGUCCAAUUAUGCCACAGCUCGCAACAUCUUCAUUCGAUAAAACUGUCAAGGUCUGGGAUACAAAUGAUCCCAAUAACUCAAUAUGCACAUUUACAGGACAUUCUACUUCUAUCAUGUCAAUAGAUUUCCACCCAUUUAAGGAUGAUCUUAUUUGCUCUUGCGAUGCAGAUUGUGAACUGCGUUACUGGAGUAUCGGAAAUGGUACUUGUCUAAAAAUAACAAAGGGUGGUACAGCCCAAAUAAGAUUUCAGCCGCGUCUAGGGAGGUAUCUUGCUGCUGCUAAUUAUAAUUUUGUAAAUAUAAUUGAUGUUGAGACAGGAGCUCUCUGGCAUUCAUUUCGGGGACAUAACAAGCCAAUCAGCUCUUUAUCCUGGGAUCCUUCUGGACAGUAUCUAGCGUCUGUCAGUGAUGACUCUGCUAGACUGUGGAGUCUCCUGUCAGGGAGUGAUGAGAACUGCAGUGAUGCCAUGAGUUGGCCUGGCAACGAAUUCCGCUCCUGUGUUUUCCAUCCUACAUACCCUUCUUUGCUAGUCAUUGGUGGUUACCUGUGUUUGGAGCUUUGGAAUAUGGCUGAGAACAAGACUCUGACCGUGCCUGCUCAUGAAGGAUUAAUUAGUGCCUUAGCUGUAUCACCUUUGACAAGCUUGAUUGCUUCUGCUAGCCAUGAUAAGCUUAUCAAACUUUGGAAGUAAUAUAAGCAUCUCUCCAAGCAUUUUUAUAAUUGUCAUUUGACUAUUUUCAA
This is a messenger RNA of Jatropha curcas, 929 nucleotides long. The record is from RefSeq and is a predicted model, not a curated record. Lineage: Eukaryota; Viridiplantae; Streptophyta; Magnoliopsida; Malpighiales; Euphorbiaceae.